AGUCCGGAGGAGGUGCGACCGCCGGCCGACGUGUGAAAGAGCCGGCGAGGAGCUGCCGGCUCUGCCGCGACCUGCGCCGGAUCCAUCCCGCCUCCUAAGGAAAAUCUCGAAACAGAGGCGAACAAAAAGUGCGUUUUCCGGCAUUUCUGGGUGGAGGAUGCGAUGCGGGAGCUCGGUCACAGCCGAUGAAGGUUGCGCUUCUGGAGUGUUUUUGCCGAGAUGAUCCGCAUGGAGCGGAGCGCCGGUCCCGGACUCCCUGCCCCGUCUCUGUGAUCGCCGGUGCCGUAAGAGCCGCCGUCCGCCGCCCGCCACAGGAGCGGCACAGACCCAUUUAAAGCGUUGCUUGAUUUUGCUGAAGUGCAUCGACUCACCUGGGCUGAGGACACCUCGCCUGCUUUUCCGAAUGCACAUUUUGAACGGUGACUCCUCCGAUAGCAUGGAGAGGGGCACGCCACAGAGGAAGACUGUAUACCGGAUCUCCCUCACUUUGGUGAAAAGAGAGAACAUAUCGGCAGCUGGUGACGGAGGGGGCACCCCGGCGCUCCUGGGCCCAGGCGAGCCCCAGACGGCCGCCGGUCAGAGGGACAGCUCCACGGAGGGCCACGGGAGCUUCCUGCUCGAGGAGCUUAAGGAGGUUGCGGAGGAAACGGACGACUUUCCAUCGCAGAACAGCAUGAGGACGUUCAGGACCUUCAGUACGGGACGGCUGGAAAUGAGGAGGUUUAAAUUUUCCAGGAAGACACCUCUCUCCCUCAAAUCGAUAGACCCUGCUCUUUCGGGAGGCCUCAUGGCCAAGCAGAGCACCGAUGCCGCAUCCGAGUCCUCUGGGCGGGGGGGUGGCAGGGAUAUUGGCGUGACUGGGAUGGGUUUGACCGAGUCGCAGACGUGCCCAGUGGACUUGCACUGCUCCGACCAGCGCUUGAACAGUUCCGACCAGGUCUUGGUGUCUUCUGCCUCUGUGAGCUCCCCGUUGUCUCAGUCGAAAGGGGGCGUGAACUCAGACAAGACCCCAACCCCCCCAGUGAAGAGAGCCCCCGGCCUGCUUCGACGGAGCUUGAGUUUCCGGCACUGGAGUGGGGGGGAGGUCCUCCGCCAGCAUGUGCUUUCUAAGCAGGCCCACCAUCGCAGCUCCAGCUGCCUGGGGGUCACCGGUAAAUCCUCCGGGGACGUCGUGUUGCAGAAUCCAGCCUUUGAUGAGGCUGCGUGCAGAGACGGCGUGAGCUCCGCGGACCCUGGGGAAGCGCUGGGCCAGGUGGGCGCUGGCACGCAGUGGAGCAGGCGGGACCUGGCUCAGAUUAAGAACCGGACUCUGGACAACAGUGACCUGCAGAGGCUGUCCGAGAAGAGCCUGGAGGAGAAGGAGAGCUUCCUGAGGGGCAGUGCUGGUGCCAGCAACCAGGAGCGCUGGCUGACGCGCAUCUUCGGAGGAAUAUUCUCCGCCAGGGAUGCCAGCCUCGCGCCCAGCCCCCGUGCCCUUGAGGGCGGGAAGAGGGGCUUUCUGUGGACCAGGAAGAGAGCUGCUCUGGGCCACUCACAGUCCAGCACGGAGAGCAUUGAGCGAGCCCUGCAUGAAGGUAAUCUGCCCGGGUUGUCUGCAUCCCGUCUGUCUUUGGUGUGGUAAAGUUCA
This is a messenger RNA of Paramormyrops kingsleyae, 1627 nucleotides long. The record is from RefSeq and is a predicted model, not a curated record. NCBI's taxonomy places the organism in Eukaryota, Metazoa, Chordata, Actinopteri, Osteoglossiformes, Mormyridae.